GAAAGAAUAUAAAGCAGUAUGUAUGUAAAUUGUAACAGUGGAGCUUUAUGCGAAGUAGUGUCACGGGUACCUGGCAUUAAUGCCAACUUCUCCGCCUGACUUCCACACUCAGGACGAAUGCCAAUUACCAUCACCCCCCAACAGAGGCAAUUGCAGGUGGUGCAGCUAGGGCAUGAAUUGGAUGUUUGAAGCAUCAAGUAAUAGAGGAAAUCAAUGGUGGUGGACCCAGCAAGCGAAGAGGGAGGCAGUGAAGGGGAUUUUCUAAUGAGGAUUUGAUUCCUCUUGUCCUGUAAGGGAAAAAGGGAAAAAGAGGCAUUGUGACUGCCCGGUGGGCGGAAGUCUGAGCAGAGUGAAUGGUAGCAUGUUACCAAAAGUGAGAAAGAAGGCAUUGUCUGGUGUCAGAGCAGAAUGAGAGGGUGACAGUGUGAUAGGGAGAAAAGAGAGAGGAAGUGUGGCGAGAGAGACAGUGACAAGCCAAGAGAGUGUGACAGACACUGAACAAAGAGGCAGAGAGAGACAUUAGUGAGUGAAGGAGUGUGCUUGGAAAUAGGGGUCUGUAAAUGAGCCUAUGUGUAUGUGUGUGAGUGGGAACGUAUGAUGGAAGUAGAGUGACAAAAAAAAGAAAACAGACUUAUAGUGUAUCAGAAUUUCAUAGGGAGUGAACAGAGAAAUAGUGAUCGAAAAGUGUGUUUUGUGAGUGCUUGAGACAUCACAUCUCAGGACAAACGGAGAGAAAGGGGCGACUCCACAAGGCAUCACAACUUUACCCUGGCUUCAGCUAACACAUCUAACACAAUGAAUUGGGCAGGAUUAUACGCCAUAUUGAGUGGCGUGAACCGCCACUCCACCUCAAUCGGACGCAUAUGGCUCUCUGUGGUCUUCAUCUUCCGUAUCAUGGUGCUUGUGGUGGCUGCAGAAAGCGUAUGGGGGGAUGAGAAGUCGGCGUUUACAUGCAACACACAACAGCCCGGUUGCAACAGUGUAUGCUAUGAUCACUUCUUCCCCAUCUCACAUAUCCGUCUGUGGGCCCUCCAGCUCAUCAUUGUAUCCACACCUGCCCUUCUGGUGGCCAUGCAUGUGGCUCAUCUACAGCACCAAGAGAAGAAGGAGCUACGUUUGUCCGGCCAUGUUAAGGACCAAGAGCUGGCAGAAGUGAAGAAACAUAAAGUCAAGAUCUCCGGCACUUUGUGGUGGACCUACAUCUCUAGUGUUUUCUUUAGAAUCAUAUUCGAGGCAGCCUUUAUGUACAUCUUCUACCUCAUCUACCCUGGUUACUCCAUGAUCCGACUUGUUAAGUGCGAUGCCUAUCCCUGCCCCAACACUGUAGACUGUUUCGUUUCUCGUCCCACGGAGAAGACCAUAUUCACCGUCUUCAUGCUCGUCGCCUCUGGAGUCUGCAUCGUUCUGAAUGUUGCUGAAGUAUUCUUCCUGAUUGGCCAGGCCUGCACCAGAAGAGCCCGCCGCCACAGGGAUUCUGGCAGCAUCAGCAAAGAGCAUCAACAGAAUGAAAUGAACUUGCUGAUCACGGGAGGCAGUAUUAUUAAACGGUCCCCUGCGGGGCAGGAGAAAGGAGAUCACUGUUCUACCUCCUAAAGGAUAAGGCUUCUAACUCUCACGGCUCCCUGGUGGGACAUGACGGAGGGGGCAGCCCUGGAGAUCAUACAGCUACAAAAGCAAAGAUGAGAUAUUGGGGUUCGUUACAAGACUUGAACAGGAGCAGUGUAAACAAAACGUGGCAAGAAAGGGAAUAGAGAAGCAAAGGAAAAAAAAUAAUAAUUUAAGAUUGCAAUAUUUGCACAAGAAGAGUGACUUUGUCUUUACAACCAUGUUACUGUUGCCGGGGGCCAGAGGCAGCCCUUAUUGCCGCUAGUGUCUGUUUUGGCAUGGUCACACCCUCUAUUGCCAAGUGUUUGUUAAUGUGAUAGUCUGCACCGGUGACUCUUGUAGUAUUCUUUAAGGGAAGGGUGGGGUGGGAAGGCAUGUAUUAGAGAAGGGUUUCUACUGCCAUAAACUGUUGUUAAUGUUUUAAUAUUUCUGAUUUAUUUUAAAUAAAACUUUGAUUUUUAAGCCA
Molecule: messenger RNA, 2071 nt
Organism: Xenopus laevis (African clawed frog)
Lineage: Eukaryota; Metazoa; Chordata; Amphibia; Anura; Pipidae
Gene: gjb1.L
Product: gap junction protein beta 1 L homeolog
Exons: 2
Coding region: 796-1593 (265 amino acids)
Biological process (GO): transmembrane transport; cell-cell signaling; cell communication
Cellular component (GO): gap junction; connexin complex; plasma membrane
Molecular function (GO): gap junction channel activity
Source: RefSeq, a predicted model, not a curated record